CUGGAGGAAGAGCCUGGUCACGGAUCAUCAAGCAGCCGCCCCGCGCCGCUCACGCGCGCCGACUCUCGACAACAACAGCGCCAUUUUCAGCGCCGGAGGAGGCGGGGACGCUGGGAUCUCCCGCGGUACACAGCAGAAGUAGGUCAACCAGCGAUAUCGCCGAGACGUGCGCACUCAGACUGCCGAGAAAACGACAUAUAACGACACCAAUCCAGCCUCGUUCGCCUCCGAUGCGUGUGCUCCGCGCCGCUCUGAUGCGCUCCGCUUCCGGUCCUGGUUGACGUUCAGACGAGUUCUCGGGGUUUUGCUUAUUUUUUCGCAGUUUGCGAGCGAGCUGAACGGAGACGACAUGAGCAACACGCAAAACAGCUCUCUCAGGCCCCCAAGAAUGAAAAGGCGGUUGAGCAGGGAGCGUGAGGACAGCUCGUCGUCCUGCGAGGGUCCAGCAGACUCCUGUAAGAGAGUCAGGCCGCCCGCCGAGGACCCGGGAGACCUGCCGUCCAACUGGGCUCGACUGCCGCAGGAGAUCCUGCUGCACAUCUUCCAGUACCUGCCUCUCCUCGACCGGGCCUUCGCCUCGCAGGUCUGCCGCGGCUGGAACCAGGCCUUCCACAUGCCCGAGCUGUGGAGGUGCUUCGAGUUUGAGCUCAACCAGCCCGCCAGCUCCUACCUGAAGGCCACCCAUCCUGACCUAAUAAAGCAAAUCAUCAAGAGGCACUCCAAUCAUUUGCAGUACGUCAGCUUCAAGGUGGACAGCAGCACCGAGUCGGCGGAGGCUGCGUGUGACAUCCUCUCUCAGCUGGUCAACUGCUCACUGAAGACUCUCGGGCUGAUCUCCACGGCACGGCCCAGCUUCAUGGAGCUCCCGAAGUCCCACUUCAUCUCUGCGCUCACCGUGGUGUUCGUCAACUCCAAGUCCCUUUCGUCUCUGAAAAUUGACGACACGCCGGUGGACGAUCCUUCGCUCAAGGUCCUGGUGGCCAACAACAGUGACACGCUCAAGCUGCUAAAGAUGAGCAGCUGCCCACAUGUUUCUCCUGCAGGUAUUCUGUGCGUGGCUGAUCAGUGUCACGGUCUGAGAGAGCUGGCUCUGAACUAUCACUUACUGAGCGACGAGCUGCUGCUGGCGCUGUCCUCCGAGAAGCACGUGCACCUCGAGCAUCUGCGCAUAGACGUGGUGAGCGAGAACCCCGGGCAGCAGUUCCACACCAUCAAGAAGAGCAGCUGGGACGCCAUGGUGCGCCAUUCGCCCAAAUUCAACCUGGUCAUGUACUUCUUCCUGUACGAGGACGAGUUCGGGCCCUUCUUCCGCGACGAGAUCCCCGUCACGCACCUCUACUUCGGCCGCUCGGUCAGCAAAGAGGUCCUGGGCCGCGUGGGCAUGAACUGUCCGCGUCUGGUGGAGCUGGUGGUGUGCGCUAACGGUCUGCGGCCGCUGGACGAGGAGCUGAUCCGUAUCGCCGAGCGCUGCCAGCACCUGUCGGCCAUCGGACUGGGCGAGUGCGAGGUCUCCUGCAGCGCUUUCGUGGAGUUCGUGAAGAUGUGUGGCCGCCGACUCUCUCAGCUCUCCAUCAUGGAGGAGGUGCUCAUCCCAGACCACAAAUACAGCCUGGAUGAGAUCCACUGGGAGGUGUCCAAGCACCUCGGGCGCGUUUGGUUUCCAGAUAUGAUGCCCACCUGGUGAAAUGUUCAUCGGAAGCCCAUAGGAAGUCAUCAGACUGGGACACUUGUAAGCCGUCGCUAAUAUGGACUUCGAGAUGGGCUUUUUGUGAGUUUCACAGUUGGUUUGGACAUCAGUUUGAUUUGAGAUGAAUAUUCUCACACUGCUUAUAAUACAUGCAGACUGUUGUAAAGGGAUGGUUCACACAGAAAUGAAAACGUUUUUAUCGUUUACUCGGCUUUAAAGGAAUAGUUCACCCAAAAAUGACAAUUCUUUCAUACUUUAUUCACCCUCAAGUAUCCAAAUCUGUAUAAAUUUCUUUGUUCGGCCGAACACAAAGGAAGAUAUUUUGAAGAAAGUUUGUAACCGGGCUUUUCUGUUCACGGACUAUGGGUUUUUGAUCUACUUGAGGGUGAGUAAAUUAAUAAGUCCUUUCAAACAUGUAUGAUCAUCUUCUGUGAAACCAUGAAAGAACAUAUUUUGGAAAAUGUAGUUAUAGUGUCCAUUAACAUUGUAUUAACACCAAUAACUUUCACAAAAGAAAGUCAUACAGGUUUGUAGAAAGACAUUAUGCUGAGUAAAUGAUGACAGCAUUAUUAUUAUUUUUGGACGAACCAUUUCUUGAGUGACAUGUUGUGGCAAAUCUGCAUUUAAUGAGAAAAACACAAAACAUAAUUAAUUAUAUUGAAUUACAUGGUGCAUCGAAAAGAGAUGAAGCCCAUUUAAGGACCAUUUGCCAAAACAAUUAAGCCUUUUUUCCAAUAUCAUCUCUUUGAGUUAUUGUUUGACUUAUUAAUUCCAUUAGAUACUCAUCACUGCAAUGAAACAAUUGCUACAGCUCUGUUGUUAUUUAAUCGGCGAAAAGGCAGUGCAACAAAUUUCACUAUGACCUAUAUAUUAAGAAAACUGCCUGAAUCUCAAUGUUUGAUAAUGUACAUCACAAAAUUAAGCUUAUUUGUGAAAAAUACUGACUUUUAACCCGGGCUGCUUUUCCUCGGCUCUGGGCAUUUUGGAAAAUUUACUAAUUUCUUUUUUUUUUUUAUUUCCCCUAUUGACAUUUCCUUUUAUAAACCUAAAUCAAGGAUCGCCGUACAUGGCAUGUAUAUACUGUAAGUUACGUUUUCAGGUUGCGUGCAGGAUAAAAAUGAGAAAUUGAAUCUAGAAAAGAACCUGCAACUGAAAUGAGUUCAUGUCGAUGCAGAUAUUCAUCACUCGUGUAUUUAGAUGAACAGGCUCUCUGUCUUUGUAGACGCUCUCAGCAGACUCUUCACUCUUUCUUAGUCCCGCUGUGUAUCUGUAUGUCUUCAGUGGCUCAACGUUUAAGCAACCAACCAUCCUUUUUUUCACCCAAACGCCUGUCCGCGGGGGAUGUUAGAGCCCAUCCCAGCAUUGUUUUGACUAAACUGACCAAUCUGAAUCUGCUUUGAACGGCAGGCUCUCUCUAGGAGCCUUCAGCGGCUCCUCUUAGUGGCAUGAAAAGCCAUAGAACUAGUGAGAGCGGUUGUCUCUUGCUAACUAGUGGCCUCUCACUGUGUUCGCCAACACGAAGAUGAACCUAAAAAGUAGCGCAGGACCAUCAGGGUUGGGCUUUCGGCUUUAUGUAGAUAGUCGAUGGAACUAUAUUUUACGCGAUUCGAACGUUUUGUAAUAUAAGAGGUUUGGUAUUGCAGUGCUUUUGUACAAAGAUGUAUAGUGAAUAAUAUGCACCUUAUACCAAAUUGGAAUCAGUUUUUGGUGGUUCAGGUGAGUAGAAAGCUAAAGGUGGCUCGUAUUUUGGUGUAGCAGGGUGAUAAAACAGCGUGUUUUUACGGUCUUGGGUAUGUCGUAGGGGAAGGAGGUGAAAGGAUCGGUGUUCGGCUCACUGGCGUCCUAUAAUUUGGAAGAAAAUGGUGAAGGGAUACAAUGAAGCGUUGAGUUAGAUUUUAUUAGAUUGCGUGAAGAAUGUCGUGCGACGGCAAAUCGAACGGGAUGCGAAUUACUCUGGAUAUGCACGGUCUGGCUGCGUUAAAAUGUGCCCCUUGGUUUCAGUUCAAUAUGAUCCAGUAUUGGAGUGAAGCAGCGAAAGCAUUUUCCUUUAAGAAGGAAGUCCCACGUGUCUGUAUAUAAAAAUGCUGUGUGUUUGAUAUAAAUAGAAAUACUUAUUUCUCGCGCGCCCUCUGUGGAGGUUUGAAGUGUACCCGUGCUGAUCUCUUUCAGAUGAGUGGGUAUUACUCUUUGAUGGAUCUUCGUACCCUUGUAAUUAGAUUUGAUCGGUGUAAUUUAUUGAUGCGUAUUUUUUAUUAUUAUUAAUCGGCUUACAUUGAUAGUUGAGCUUUGAGUAAGAGGCUCCUUGUUGGUUUAAUGUUUGUAAAGUCAGUAACCAUGAUUCAUUUGAACCAGUUAUCCGGAUUUAAAGCGGUUUUAGCUUUCGCUAAUGGUUGUAGAGCCUAAAUCAAGUGAACUGCGAUUCCUCUCAGCAUUUGAAAGUGAAAUAUUACUAAAAAUGAUCGGAAAAGGGAAGCCAGAGCCCAGCAGUUGACACGCACACACAAAUCCACGAGCUCUUCUUUAGUCAGCAGCGCGUAGCUUGCCGAUUUGACACAAGAAGCUUUUUGUUAGACUAGCUUGUUGCAUCAACGUGUAAUCCUGAGCAUAGGAAAUGAGUAAAACGUACACACGACAAAUGCAUUUGAUUUGAUUAUUUUUAUUUUUUCUGAAGCAAGUGAGCAUAUUGCUUGUAUUGCGAAUAUAAAAGCAUUGUUUCUUUGUGUUUGUGCGUAAAAAACAUUGUCUUUUAUUGAAAUAAGGGCAAAUAAACAUUGUGUGGAAAAAUUGUGGAUGCUUUACAGAUCAUUUAUUCAUCAAUGCAGUCGCAGCAAUAAAACAUUAAAGGAUUAUUGUGUUAGUAUAAAUUAUUAAACGCUUUAUACGAAAAAUCUGGAAUAGGAAUAAAAAAGCAUUAAAAAAAAAA
Molecule: messenger RNA, 4610 nt
Organism: Puntigrus tetrazona (Sumatra barb)
Lineage: Eukaryota; Metazoa; Chordata; Actinopteri; Cypriniformes; Cyprinidae
Gene: fbxl3a
Product: F-box and leucine-rich repeat protein 3a
Exons: 5
Coding region: 350-1684 (444 amino acids)
Biological process (GO): entrainment of circadian clock by photoperiod; G2/M transition of mitotic cell cycle; SCF-dependent proteasomal ubiquitin-dependent protein catabolic process
Cellular component (GO): cytosol; SCF ubiquitin ligase complex; nucleus
Molecular function (GO): protein binding
Source: RefSeq, a predicted model, not a curated record